Molecule: messenger RNA, 1457 nt
Organism: Lolium perenne
Lineage: Eukaryota; Viridiplantae; Streptophyta; Magnoliopsida; Poales; Poaceae
Source: RefSeq, a predicted model, not a curated record
AUUUUGCAUCGUUAUCAACGCAAGUACAACUGGAAACAUAUACAGAAGAAGGAAGCAGACGAAAUCAAGGCUGCCAUGUACGCGACCAAGCCGCUGUCUCUGUUCAAGAGCCACCCGGAUACGGCGUCCCAGCCGCCGCCGGAGGGCCCGAAUUCGGGCUACAUCGUGGUGAAGGGCGACGACGACGGGGAGGACGGUGAGACGUGCUGCUGGGGGCAGUGCGGCGGGACGCGCGUGCGGGACCUCCCGUUCCCGCAGGACCGCGUGCUCACGCUCCGCUACACGGAGCACCACGGGGAGAGUAGCUCCACCUACACCGACUCCGUCGUCUUCGUUCCCGUCCCCGACGCGCCCCUCGCCUCCAACCGCUACUACGCCGUCAUCGCCACGGGGAAGCACAAGGGGCUCGUCAGGACUUGCUCCAGCGAGGAGGACAUGGCCGCGUGCUGCUUCUGCCGCUGCAUCAGCGACGUGGAGCCGCGGCCGUUCGACCCGGCUGACGUCUACCAGCAGAUCGAGAUCGUCCAGCGCCGUCGCGGGCGGUUCACGGCCAGGGCCGUGGCGGCCGACGGCUUCCCGCACUUCCUCUACCGAAAGAAGUACUGGCGGGUGUACGCCUCCAAGGCCAAGAACCACUUCGACCUCGGCGACGCGCCGGGCAUCAACGCGGCGCUCCGGUCGCGCCAGCUCGCCGACGCGAGCCUCCCGACGGCGAUGCCAACGGUUGUCGGGAAAUGGUACUGCCCGUUCUAUCUCAUCAAAGAAGACUGCAUGUCCCGGUCGGAGCAGAUGGACCGCGGAGUGUUCUACGAGGUGGUGCUGGAGCAGCGCUGGGAGACGGUCGGGGACGAAAUCCAUGGAGGAUCGAGGCUGCACAGCACGAGGGUGCUCUACGGCGGGGACGUGGAGGCGAGAGGCGCCCACCUGCACACCGACGGUUACGUGUUCUUCAGGGUUGGGCCCGCGCUGAGCGUGAUUGUGCACGCGAGCUUGUGGGACAGGAUGCGAUGGGAGGCGUACAGGGGAGGGUGGGUCGACGAGGAGGAAGAGGCCGGGAAGUUGGCCGGCCGGUCGGUGCUGGUGGAGAGAUUCGUGGUGAAGAGGAUGGACGGGAGCGUGGUGGCGAACUUUGACUUCCUGCACUUCAACAAGGUCAGAUCGAGGAAAGCAGAAGUGACAUCCCUGACUGCAGAAGUUUAGAGUAUGUAUGCACCCGUCAGAAAAAAUCUUAAUCUUGUUUUGUGUGAUAUAAGUACGUACUUUUUUUUUUCCUAACGCUAGCUGUGACAUGUUCCGCGAAAAAAGAAAAUUCAGAUGUGGGUUUCGCUGUUCAGACACGUUUUCAGUUUUUCUUACUUUUUGGAAGGAGUUGUUUGUAUGUAAAUUAAGAUUUGUGUACUUGUGUAUCACAUAAAUUCAGCAAUGUUUCUCCCAAAAAAAAGAUCAGCAUUUUUUUU